Erigeron canadensis is the source of this 1811-nucleotide messenger RNA. Its product is annotated as UDP-glucuronate:xylan alpha-glucuronosyltransferase 1-like. The record is from RefSeq and is a predicted model, not a curated record. The transcript has 3 exons. Gene Ontology annotation, biological process: xylan biosynthetic process. Bases 7 to 1701 code for a protein of 564 amino acids. Gene Ontology annotation, molecular function: glycosyltransferase activity. Lineage: Eukaryota; Viridiplantae; Streptophyta; Magnoliopsida; Asterales; Asteraceae.
CCCAUCAUGUUACUCGCAACUCUUGUUUUGAUGUACUAUCUCAUAGCGAUUCAUCAACAUGAAUACAUGUCUCAUGUAAUUUCACGGCGGCAUUGUGUAAGCAUAUGGAACCCGAUUGAAAGACCACAUUACACAUACGAGUCACAUUCUGAAGUUGAUUGGGAUGAGAUCUCGACCAUUUUUACAAAGAUACCAAUAGUUAAUGAACUUAUUCAUGGGAUCGGGUUCUUGAACUUCAAUGACAAGGAAAUCUUUGAAUGGAAAACACGAAUUUUCCCAAAUAGUGCAAACCACAUAGUCCUGCAUCUUGAACCGGUCGACAAAAAUGUGACAUGGGAGUCAUUAUAUCCAGAAUGGAUUGAUGAAGAACAAGAAGAUGAAGUUCCAAAGUGCCCAAAUCUCCCCAAGCUUGACACGCCUAUAAAAAGGCUUGAUGUGAUCGUAGUCAAGCUUCCCUGUAGUAACGAUGGGAAUUGGACUAGAGAUGUGGCUCGGCUGCACUUGCAACUUGCAACUGCAGAUCUAGCCACAUCAGCUAAGGGUGAUUACAUAAUGUACGUGCUAUUCAUAUCCGAUUGUGUCCCAAUCCCAAACUUGUUUCCUUGUAAAGAACUUGUAGUUCAACAAGGCAAUGCUUGGUUGUACAAACCAAAUUUGAAGGUAUUGAGGGAGAAACUACAACUUCCAAUUGGAUCUUGUGAACUUGCACUUCCUUUUAGACCUCAAGGUGAAGAUUAUAUUGGUGAUGUUCUACGUGAAGCAUAUGUAACAAUCCUACAUUCGGCUGACAUGUAUGUUUGUGGGGCAAUCGCGGUUGCACAAAGCAUUCGAAUGGUUGGGUCUACUAGAGACCUUGUGAUACUUGUUGACGACACGAUUAGCGAUUACCACAAGCUUGGACUUGCCCUGGCAGGAUGGAAGAUCCGCACUAUUCAGAGAAUAAGAAACCCCAAAGCCGAAAAUGGCACAUACAACGAAUACAACUAUAGCAAGUUUCGUUUAUGGCAGUUAACUGAUUACAAAAAGAUUAUCUUCAUUGAUGCUGAUUUACUCAUCCUUAGGAACAUUGAUUUCCUUUUUCAAAUGCCUGAAAUUUCCGCCACAGGGAACAAUGGGACACUUUUCAACUCGGGUGUCAUGGUCAUCGAGCCAUCAAAUUGCACAUUUGAACUUUUGAUGGAUCACAUCAAUGAUAUUACAUCUUAUAAUGGGGGUGAUCAAGGUUACUUGAAUGAAAUCUUCACAUGGUGGCAUAGAAUUCCAAAACACAUGAAUUACCUAAAGGAUUUUUGGAUUGGGGAUGAUGAGAAAAGCAAAGAGAAAAAAGCAAAACUUUUUGGUGCAAACCCACAUAUUCUCUAUGUCCUCCAUUACCUCGGCUUAAAACCAUGGUUGUGUUAUAGAGACUAUGAUUGUAACUGGAAUGUGGAAUUGUUACAAGAAUUUGCGAGUGAUGUGGCGCACUAUAAUUGGUGGAAAGUGCACGAUACGAUGCCACCCCAAUUGCAACAGUUUUGUCUUUUGUCGACAAAGCAAAAGGGCCAACUGGGGUGGGAUCGUAGGCAAGCACAUAAGAGUAACUUUUCUGAUCGUCAUUGGAAAAUUAAGAUUCAAGAUCCACGAAAAAGCAUCUGCAUCGACAAAUUGUGCCAGCAAAAAACAAACCGGUCUGAUAACCAGAGGCGAAGUCAUACACGGUAAACUAUUUGUAACUGCUAAUAUCACUUUUGUCAUUUAGAUUCGAGCACAUAUGGAAAGUGUUGGUUGUUUCUGUUUUACACGGUAAACGUUCUUAUAAAAUCAUUUCUCAA